This is a messenger RNA of Bufo bufo (common toad), 3072 nucleotides long. RefSeq lists its product as uncharacterized. The transcript has 9 exons. The record is from RefSeq and is a predicted model, not a curated record. The coding region runs from base 182 to 1621 and encodes 479 amino acids. Gene Ontology annotation, cellular component: Golgi apparatus; plasma membrane. NCBI's taxonomy places the organism in Eukaryota, Metazoa, Chordata, Amphibia, Anura, Bufonidae. Gene Ontology annotation, biological process: activation of protein kinase B activity.
CCAGGGCUGCCAUUGGCUGUUUCAGCCUGCAGCACUCCUUACACACAGUCACCACUUGUUUCCUUGUGAGACAACUAUAAAAGGUGUGCAGCAUCUCAGAGGAUCCACACUGCACCCAGGAGCCCUGAGCACAUCACCUACCAGACCCGCUGUCCCCUGACAACUCCGCUGGGCCAGCACCAUGAACAACCCGGGGUUUGAGCUGCAAGAAGACGGACUGGAGAGAUAUCACUCCAACGUAAAAGUGCAAAAAAUCUAUUAUGAAUGUACACAUGAUGAGAAGAAGCAUUGCUCGCUGAUGAAAAUUUUCUUGGUCUGCUUCCUGGCUUGUCUGAUAACCACCGCUGUCGGAGUGCUGAUUCUGUGUCUGGUUUAUCUGGGUCAUUUUGGUCCGACGACAUCUCAGCAGGUUCUGAUUCCUUUUUUCCCGGCUAGUAAAGACCCUCCACAGAACACCAAUAACACCAGUGCCACCAGAGAGCCCCGCUUCAGCUUCAUGAGUCAGCUCGGGAAAUCCAAGGUUUUUUCAUUUGAAGGAGGAGCGAUCCAGUGGGCCCGUUACCGAAACAACCACAAAGACUACUCCAACGAGAAGGAGAUGCAGUUUGGUGCCAGCAUCAAUCAACAUCAAUCUAAAAUGACGGUGGGGACGCUGCAGAUCCUCGGUAAAGGGCUAAGGGCCCCACACUGGCAUUUCAAUGCCAACGAGCACGGCUUCCUGGUGCAGGGCAAGGCAUGGAUCGGGGUCGUAGAUGAGGGUGGCGAUGAUGUCACCACCUACAACGUCACCGCCGGCCAAGUCAUCUUCUUUCCAAAGAACACGCUGCACUGGGUGAAGAACGUGGGCAAUGAAGAUUGCCUUUUCGUCCUCUUCUUUACUACCCACGAUGAGCUCAGCACCCUGGACGUGGAUGAUGCCUUUUACAAGACCCCAGAAGAUAUAGCUGCCAGGUCCUUAAAGCCAGUAGGUGGCGUAAACUUUAUAAGAACCUUUAAGGAACCGAAAGAAGAUCAAGCAAUAAACCUUCCCAAAAACUUGGUGGAACUGAUCCAAAAUGCCAGCUAUGUUCAGUCCAACUACUCCAAUGUCUGGAAGUACUUUUACGACUUGAAAGGGUCCAGAGAGUUUGUCUUCCCUGGAGGAAUCAUACAGUGGGCUCGCUACCGCAAAAACGGAGUCGGCCUCAAUGAGACUGAGAAAAUCUACAGUGAAUCCGUCAAUUCACACGCUGACACCCUUACUCUGGGUACCCUCCGAAUAAAGUCAAAUGGUUUGAGACAGCCACAUUUCCACUUCAAUGCACAUGAGAUGGGGUAUGUCAUCAGCGGAUGCGGUCAAAUUGGAAUCGUUGGCGACAGACCCGUCCCGGACUUCACGGUUGGCAUUGGUGAUGUAUUCUUCUUUCCAAUUGGGACUCAGCAUUACAUCAAAAGCACGUGUGAUGAGGAUUUAUUCAUGAUCCUGGCUUUCAGUACCGGAAAUCAGCUGGAAACACUGGAUAUGGAUGAUUAUUUCCACGCCACAUCCGACCACAUCCUCGCUCAGUUAUUCCUAAAGAAGCAGGGAGAAUUUAAGAAGAUUCCGAAGUUUAAGGACGAUCAAGCGGUUAAUAUGCCAUAGACCUUGGUGUCCAUUAUCCAGGCUCUUACCAGCACCUUACUGGUUACAUACUGGUGUAAUCUCUUGACCCCUUCUACACCAUUUUAUGAUAGAUCGAAGGCUGGCAUUACAUUGCAAAACUUUUUCCCAAUGGCUGGACUGUCCCAUUGGGGUCUUCAUAAACUGGUCGUAUUGUCAUAUGUUGGUAAAUGUUGCAAAGGAUCUUGAAAAAUUAGACCGUCGGUGAUUGAAUCGUACGGAAGUGAUUGACCAGGGUACGCACUGAUGGACAAAACAUGAUGGACCAAAUGUAAUUUUAUGAGCAAAGGACUCUUUUGGGCCAAUGGCGAUGCUCCAGUUGGAGAGAAAUGUGAUCAAUGGUUAAACAAGAAUAAUGGUGCCACAUAGACUGGUGUAACUUGAAGCUCCUGCGCCCUAAUGCAAAACGGAAGCUCCACCUACCAUGUGACAUUUAUAAUACGGGUGCCCUUUUAAUGUAGGAGAGUGGCCCCCUUAGACACUAGGAGCCGGGUCUCGCUUCUACCUCUGAAACCCUUAAAGCUAUGUCCUUAUUUAGGCUGCCCCACUUGGGCAAUGUUAUAGAGUGUCCCUCUCCAUGAACCACAGCAGAGGGUUUGUAAGUAUCAGAAGCUUCUGCCAUGGUGGUGCCAGCUUGCCAUUCAUCGGAGUGGUCACCAUGUAAUGCUCUGUUUGGCCUGCAGGGGUCACUGUGGUCACUAUAUGAUUGCCAACAUCUGAUUAGCUGAUCUCUAACCAAAUGCAUUUCAAAAAUUGGUUGUCUUCAUGACACAGCCCCUUUAAAGCUGUUGUCCCAAGAUUUAAGGAAGCACUCCAUUUUUAUUCUUUCGGUCUUCCAUUUGUAACAUUGGCAAGGGACAAGGUCUCUCCGUGUAGUACUCUCUCCCUUAUCGAUGGUCCAAAUGAGGGGCCAAAAUAAAAACAAAAUGGAGCACCUCUUUAAACUUACCCCCUAUCCACUGGAUGGAAGGAUGCACACUGCCGCUCCAGCCAAUCGCGAAGGGACCGCUGGAGAUAGUGGAGUACAGCGCUAAGGAUGAGCAGCAUGUGCGGCUUUCUCCAUUCAUUGCUAUGGGACUUCCAAAAAUAGCCAAGCGCAAAUCUUUUAAAACUUUUUUUUCUACACAUUUAUGGAGCGACAUAUCUAUGACUGAUUGUAAGCGACUAUGGCUCUCCUGGUUAUAACAAGAACCGGAUGUGUUGCUCAUAGCAGCCAAUCAGAAUUCAGCUUGAAUUUGUUUAAACUAGGUCAAAGAAUAAAAUCAGUGUUCUAAUUGGUUGCUACAGGAAAAAUGUCUAUUUUUUGCCUGCAGUAGUUGUGAUACGUGAGGCCCACUUUAUUCUAUACUGUGACUUUAUGUGCAUAUUAUGUACAGUAUGUUUUGCAUACAAAAUGUGAUAAAAUAAUGUUAAUAAAAUUGAUAUGAGCCAUC